AUGAAGUCUAUAAUCCGCAGAAGUGUCCCCCCAGGCCCCACCAAUACCGCCCUGGCCAGGCGAGGCCGAAGAUGGCAGUCAACACAAACAACCACGUCUCCCGAGCCUCUCAAGUCCAUCUUGAUAGCCAAUCGUGGUGAGAUCGCUCUACGUGUUGGACGAACAGCAUCUCAGUAUGGUAUCAGGACUACAACUCUGUACACGGAUCCUGACCGGUUGUCACAACAUGCUCUCAGCUCGCCAUUCGCCGUGAACCUCGGUUCGACUGACCAGUAUCUCAAUGGCUCUCGCAUCAUCCAGGUCGCCAGAGAGAAUGGCUGCCAAGCGAUACAUCCAGGCUAUGGCUUCUUGUCCGAGAAUGCUGCUUUUGCAAAGGCAUGUACUGAUGCCGGCAUCAAGUUCAUUGGCCCUCCGCACACCGCGAUCGAGGCCAUGGGCGACAAGUCCAGAUCCAAGGAGAUCAUGAUCGAAGCUGGUGUACCAUGCAUUCCCGGCUACCAUGGUGCUGGCCAAGAUCCGAAACGUUUGGAGCAGGAAGCUGAGAAGAUGGGAUACCCUGUCUUACUGAAAGCUGUCAAAGGUGGCGGCGGCAAGGGCAUGAGGAUUGUGAUGAAGGCCGAUGAGUUUCAGAGUCAGCUGGAGUCUGCCAAAUCUGAAGCACGAUCGAGCUUUGGAGACGAUGUGAUGCUGGUUGAGAAGUAUAUCACCACACCACGACAUAUUGAAGUGCAAGUCUUCGCCGACAAGCAUGGGAACUGCGUGGCUUUGGGAGAGCGAGACUGCAGCAUCCAGAGACGUCAUCAGAAGAUUCUGGAAGAGUCGCCUGCCCCUAACCUGGCUGAAGAUGUCAGGCAAGACUUGUGGGAGAAGGCUAGGCAAGCGGCGCUUGCAGUUGGAUACGAAGGCGCUGGCACUGUUGAGUUUAUCUUUGAUAACGACACCGGCGAGUUCUUUUUCAUGGAGAUGAACACUCGACUUCAGGUUGAGCAUCCAGUUACUGAGAUGGUGACUGGUGAAGACCUCGUAAGAUGGCAGAUUAUCGUUGCCGAAGGAGGAAAGCUGCCUCUUACCCAGGACGAGGUACACGAACAGAUCAAGACUAGAGGUCAUGCCAUCGAGGCCCGUAUCUACGCCGAGGAUCCAACGAUGAACUUCAUUCCUUCUACUGGCAAGCUGCUACAUUUGCGCACGCCGGUUGAAACAGAGUCGGUGCGAAUUGACGCUGGCUUUGUACAAGGCGAUGAAGUGUCAAGUCAUUACGACCCGAUGAUUGCGAAGUUGAUCGUCAGUGGUCCAGACAGAACUGCCGCCCUCCAGAAAAUGGUCACAGCGCUUGAAGAGUAUGAAGUUGCGGGACCAACCACGAACAUCGACUUUGUGAAGCGAGUCUGUCAAAGUCCGGAUUUCAUCGCAGGUGAUGUUGAGACCGGGUACAUCUCGAAGCACCACGACAAGCUGUUCGCCAAGGAAGACAUCACGAAUGAGGUGUGGACUCAAGCAGCGAUCGGCCUUUACGAAGCAGAGCAAGCACGAAGGCAUGCACCCAACGCACCUGUGCAGCCACAGCAGACUGUCGGCUUUGGAAACGCCCCACAACCACGAGAAUUCCACCUCGUAGAAACAUCCACAGAUCCUCAAAAGACCAACAAGCCUGUGCACGUCCGCGUGCUGAAGACAGCAGCGGACACAUACCAAAUCACAAUCAACGACGAGACGUUCACAGCAACGUCCUCAUACCACCUCGAUACCAACAUCAUAACAUCCUUCUUCCCCCACACCAGAAUGUCCACAACCCUCAUCCGCGAUCCCGAAACCAACCACCUUACCCUCUUCCAACAAGGUCGCCAAUACAACAUUCACCUGGCACUUCCCAAAUGGGCAGAGAAAGCCUUGGGCAUGAAAGAUGUCGCCAACUCUGUGCUGGCGCCGAUGCCCUGCAAAGUGCUCAGAGUUGAAGUCAACGAAGGCGACAAAGUUACGAAGAACCAGCCGCUGAUCGUGAUUGAGAGUAUGAAGAUGGAAACCGUGAUCCGAAGUCCGCAGGAUGGAAUCGUCAGCAAAGUGGUGCAUAGGCAGGGAGACGUGGUUAAGGCUGGGACGAGCUUGAUCGAGUUUGAGGGUGGGGAUGAGGUGGAAGGGUGA
Fulvia fulva is the source of this 2142-nucleotide messenger RNA. RefSeq names its product Methylcrotonoyl-CoA carboxylase subunit alpha, mitochondrial. The record is from RefSeq and is a predicted model, not a curated record. The transcript has a single exon. Gene Ontology annotation, molecular function: metal ion binding; methylcrotonoyl-CoA carboxylase activity; ATP binding. Gene Ontology annotation, cellular component: mitochondrion. Bases 1 to 2142 code for a protein of 713 amino acids. Lineage: Eukaryota; Fungi; Ascomycota; Dothideomycetes; Mycosphaerellales; Mycosphaerellaceae.